AUGGGUUUCUUGUAUUGGGUAGGCAAGCAAGCCCUUCAUCGCAUGUCCUGGAAGUUUCUUAAUGUACUGAAAGAAAGAACAGGAAUGGAAAGCAUCACCAAGGAGCAGAUAAAAGGAAUCCGAGAGCUCGUGAAGAAAGCGCAGGAAUGGGAUGAGAAAAAAGCUCAGAGGCAUGUCAUGUUCUCAUCUAAAAUGUCUGAUGAGGAAUACACCAAUCUUUGGAAGGUGGACUCAUACAUCAUAGAUGGAAAUGAUAAAGAAAAGCUUAAGAAUUUGGACCAGAGGACGGUGUUCAACAACAUCAUGUGGCUGUCUCGAAACGUGGAAAAGAUAGACUCAAACAUGAAGAAGUUUCUUGGAAUGCAUGUCUGGGUCGUCAACUAUUGGAUUAAGACUGUUGGAUCUGCAACAGUCAGAAAGUUUCUAAGAGAGAAUAACUAUAGUGGAGAGUUUGUGUACUUCCUGUAUAAAUACUUUAAUCUUUGA
Messenger RNA from Encephalitozoon romaleae SJ-2008, 486 nucleotides. RefSeq lists its product as hypothetical. The coding region runs from base 1 to 486 and encodes 161 amino acids. The transcript has a single exon. Lineage: Eukaryota; Fungi; Microsporidia; Unikaryonidae. The record is from RefSeq and is a predicted model, not a curated record.